This is a messenger RNA of Athalia rosae (coleseed sawfly), 4382 nucleotides long. RefSeq names its product erythroid differentiation-related factor 1. NCBI's taxonomy places the organism in Eukaryota, Metazoa, Arthropoda, Insecta, Hymenoptera, Athaliidae. The record is from RefSeq and is a predicted model, not a curated record. The coding region runs from base 376 to 3996 and encodes 1206 amino acids. The transcript is spliced from 9 exons. Gene Ontology annotation, biological process: positive regulation of DNA-templated transcription.
UGCUUACCAUCUCAAGGCAAUACAGAUUUUUCAGUGUAUUUUAUGGCAACACAGAGCUUUUGCUAUCCCUUUGGAAUCAGUCGGUACACCCCUUAUUGGAGCGUCAAGCAGUUUUCAGAUGAAAAUUCUUUCUAGCUAGUUCAUGGGAGUUCCAGAACAUUAGAGAAUGAACAUGGUGUCAGACAGAGUCAGUGUCAGUGCUCAACGGUAUCAGUUUUCGUUUGCCCUUGCAAUAGUGUAAAUGUGGUCCUGUUGAUUCUAUUAUGUUGUAUUCAAAUCGUUAACAGAAGAGAAUCUGUUUAGUGCUAGAAGAUGUUCUAAACCUCAUCCUAAUCGUUGAUAUUCGAAGAUUUUAAUAGUACAAAAACUAUCAGAAUGUCUGACAACAAUAGCAACGAUGUCGACGAGGAGGAUUCAAAGCCACUCACGGCACCGGAUUCGCCAAAAAAGCCUGUCAAAUCAACUGCGGUUGUCAAAUAUUCUGCAGUUAUCCCAGCUACAUAUGCACGACUACAAUGUAAUACGGAUUUAAAUUUACCACCCAGUAACUGGCUGAGUAGCUCAGCCCAAACUUAUGGCCUACAGAGUGUUUGGUCCCACAGUUCAGGCUUCUCUAGCUUUCGUAUGGCUCACAUGUUUCCGGAUUGUGUAGGAGAAGUAGAUGUUGUCUCAGAUGCGGAAAAUAUAAAAAAAUUACUAAAACUGCCUUAUAGUCAAGGACUAGUAUCUAUGAUGGUUCACAGGGUCGAGAAUACUCUGCUGAUAGACGAUUUUGAUAUUCAUAAAUACUUACUUAGACAAGCAGAAAGUGACUGGGAAUGGCUACAGAAAUUUUUGUAUGAUCAUGUGUUCCGGAAUGUGGAAAACAAGGGAAAGAGAUUGUUCCAUAAAACUAACAGCCGAAAUACUUUGCAGCAGAAAAAUCUUGUCUCAAAGUUUCUCUAUCAUUCUUUGGUUGUUGCUGAUAAUAAUACAAAGCAAAACAAGAUACCUGAGCUACCUGUUACCCCAUUAGAACCUCAGUUGCCUGAGCCAACUCACGAAGAAAAAUUACCAGAUCCAAGUUACAGUCAUAGUUUUGCUAGAAACGUUGUCUGGACUUUUGAAAACAUCCAGAUGCUAAUUGGGACAGAUAUGCCGAUAUUUGGUGGCCAAACCCAUCCAUGUAUCAGCUUGAGAUUAAGAGAUAUGACAAAACCAAUCAAUGUAUUAACUGGUAUCGAUUAUUGGCUUGAUAAUUUGAUGUGUAAUGUCCCAGAAGUAGUGAUGUGUUACCAUCUUGAUGGAAUUGUGCAAAAGUAUGAGCUCAUCAAAACUGAGGAUUUGCCUAAUUUAGAUAACUCAAAGUUCAGCCCAAAAGUUAUCAGAGAUGUAGCUCAAAAUAUACUAAGCUUUUUGAAAAGUAAUGCAACUAAGGCUGGGCACACCUACUGGUUGUUUAAAGGCAAGGAUGAUGAUGUGGUCAAGUUGUAUGAUUUAACUUCACUUUGUACUGAUUUUUCGGAUGAGAAGGGUCAGAAUCCGUUCACAGUCCCAGUUGCAAUGCUGUUGUAUCGCGUAGCUAGGAACAUGAAAUAUUCUUCUGACUAUCGCAGACAGCAGGGUACAAUUCGGAUGCUACUAAAGAAUUGUGUUCAGCUAUUAUCAAAGAAAAAAUAUCCUCAAAUAGUCACAUCUGCUCAUUAUAUGCUUUCGGAUUUGUACAUACCUGCUGAUACUGAUCCUGCCAGCCCUGGGCUGGUAGAUCAAAGCGAAGAAGAAGAUGCUCAGAGUGAAUGUAGCAGUGGUCGAGAGGCUGAGAACAACUUGGACAACUUUGAUGAAGAAGUUAGCGUGGCUAUCAAAUCCCUAAGUCUAGCUCCCUUGAAAGAGCAGCGAGAAAAUGAUGAACUUAAAUAUAAACCUCCUCCACUGUGCGGUACAGUCGAGGAAAGAUGUCGUGCGGCAUUGGAACACGUCGCUAAUGGCCUGGAGUGUUUGAUAUAUUUUCCUACCGAGGAUUGUCCAGAAAGUGACCCUAACAAGAAAGAAGACCUUCUCAAAACAGAUGAAAGACAGUUUGAAGAGGCUAAUCCUCCGAUGGCCAAACCUUUCCAAGCUAUCCCCAUGCCGUACGCAUCUCUGAAUCAGAGUUCAAAUGAGAUUGUAGAAAAUGUGGAUGUGGGUCAAAAAAAAAAAGGAAAGUCGAAGAAGAAUAAAAAAACGGACGUAAAUUCAGCCAAAUCGCUCGACCAAGACUCUACGCCUAAAGCCUUGUUGUGUAAAUCUAAAGCAGAAACGUUACCCACUUGGCAAGCUCCAAAAAAAAAUGACAAUCUUAGCUGGAAUGCUCAUCUGAAAACUUUGCUGUAUGAGAAAGCUUCACUAAUUUUUGCGGUACUGGCAGAAAACGAAUAUACCGCAAACAACUACGGGGCAUCGCUUAGAUAUAUCUUAGCCGUUCUGAGAUGUCAAGAAAUUCUGGAGACCUUCUGUCACGUAAAGAAUGACAAACUUAUUAGUUAUCUGCUUGGAAGAGCUGGAGAUAGUUGUUUCAUGACUGUUCAAGACUGGAAUAAUAUUGAUAAACAUAAACGGGAAUACAAUCUGAAGAACGAUAUUGAUGGAAAAAUUCUUGAUGAAAUAUACAUUACCAAAUAUCUGGACUCUAGUGGUAAUCGUCUGUUGCCUCAGAGUUUGGAUAAUCUGGAAGAAACACUCGAAGCAUCUUAUAAGUGCUAUGAAAGAGCUCUGUCCUUGGAACCCCUUGAAAUUGACAAAAAUAAUUUAUUACGAAGAUUAGGAAAUAUUCAUAAUGAGUUGGGUGUUCUCUACAUGAAUCAGGCUGCCUGCUACCAGAGCGACGAAUCCGAAGAAAGUUCUAACGCUGAUGUAACGAAGCUUCUUACUCGAUCCUCGACACACUUGGAGGCAGGUGUCAAAGCCUUUGAAACCGUUCAUGACGAGGCGAACUUAGCCCUUUUACAUUCAAAUUCCGGGCGACUCAUGCGCCUCUGUGCUCACAUACAUAUGAAGCAACAAUCGCAGGAAAGACACUUUUACAACAAAGCACUAAUCAGUUAUCAGAAGGCUCUACAAGUCCUGGGAUCUAGGAAAUCUAACGCCGCUAUCUGGGAUACUGUUACUUGGGAAAUGUCAACCACGCUAUAUACCAUGGCUACGCUACUGCAGGAUUAUCCAGCUCCUGGAAUGAAGACGGAAGAGGAGCUUGAACGGGAGGUUGUUGAAAUUCUGCAAAAGGCUUUAAAACAUUGCGACGUGGAGACACCUGGUCCACGGCAGCCAGUUUAUCAAUUUAGGGCUGCAAAUAUUCAACAUCGACUAGCUUCUCUUUAUCAUCGAGUCUAUAGGGAGAUGGAAGCAGAUGUUGAUACAAACAAAAGAAAAACAACUCUACAACUGUGCAAACUCUACUAUGAGAAAGCAGCCAAGUUGUUACUUUCAUUAGAACAAGCCACAGAAUUUCUAACUGUGCAAAUGGAAAGAGUCGCUUUGGCAGAAUUUCAGGCACAAUGUUCAACAACGUUCAACAGUAAACUGAAAUUUUAUCAAGCUGGCAUUGAUCUGAUUCUGCAAUGUAGACCAAUCUUAGAUGUGUUACAUGAUAGGAACAAGGGAAUAAAACUUAAAACCGAUAAGUCUGAAGUCUGUGAUAAUCAAACUGACAUACUUCUCAAAAAUGAUAAAUCUGAAGAAGAAAAGCUGAGUGAAGAAGAGGAAAAGUUAAUUGUACUUCUCGAGCAGCGGCUUCAAUUCUUGUUCAGGUCAAUCACCAAACUUUGUCUUGCAAAAAAUCCUGGCGCAAAUGAAAAAAAAGAAUCCGACAGCUUAGCAAUUUUGUACAAAAAUUGUUACAGCCAGACUCUCAGGCCUGGAAGUUUAUCUAGUUAUGCGCUGAUUGAGCAUAUUAGAAAUCUUCUCAAAACUCUUCAAGAUUACAUAGAAAAUUUUGUCCACGAAGCAAACGUCCAGCCGCGGACUAAAAUUACGAAAUGAAAUUUCGAGCUCAAAGCUUCACCUUAUGAUUGGCAAGUUAUUAUAUGUAUAUUCAGAAUAAUAUUCUGUGAAAGUAUUUUUGUAUAGACUUGAAUUUGUUUUACCUUUCAAUUAUUUAUGAAAUUUAACAAUAAUGUUUGGCACUUGAAAACAAAAUGUCGACUAUGUCGAUCGCGGGUUCAUUUCUUCGUUUCACUCUUAAAUUGUGAUUAUUAUAAUAAGAAAAAGAAAUAACAUUUGUUACGUUUACUAUAAAUAAUAUCUUGGUUUAAUAUGUUUUUAAUAUUUAGUGAAAGUGAAUACCAUAGUUUUGUAAUUUGUAAAUACCUAUGUCAUUUGAUUAAUACUACACUCGUGAAAUGAUAAAUAAACACGUUGAUUUUGAA